AUGCCGGCUCGUUCUUACAUCAUGACGGGGCCCCCAGCGGGGCCAAGGGCACGGACUCCAACACCUGCUGGAAUCAUCAUCAUCAUCAUCGUCGUCGUCGUUGUCAUCAUCGUCAUCGUCGUCAUCGUCCUCGUCGUCGUCAUCGUCAUCGUCGUCGUCAUCGUCCUCAUCAAGCGAAGAAUGCCCUGGCGUUUGAAGGUCCCUCUCAAAGGCACAGCCACGACCGGUCAAAUGUCCCCCCCCGUGCCGUUCCCAUGGGAACGGGAACAGCGGGGGGAGGAAAAAUCCCCCCCGGGACCUGGGGCGGUUUUGGGGCGGUUUUACGGGAUUUUGGGUCUAUUUAGGGAGUGGUUCACGGUGUACGAGCACAACCGGCCCCUGCGCUGCACGGCCUCGGAGCUGGUGAUGGGCAACGAGUACCUGUUCAAGGUGUUCAGCGAGAACCUGUGCGGGCUGAGCGAGAAACCGGGGCUGUCCUGCAACACGGCCGUCAUCCCCAAAGCGGAGCUGCGGCUGAAGCCCCCCCAGUACCAGGAGCACGAUUUCCGCUCGGCGCCGCAGUUCCUGACGCCGCUGGUGGAUCGCAGCGCCGUGGCCGGAUACUCCACCGCCCUCAACUGCGCCGUCAGGGGGCACCCCAAGCCCAAGGUGGUGUGGCUCAAGAACCAGAUGGCCAUCGGGGAUGACCCCAAGUUCCUGGCGCGGCACAGCCAGGGGGUGCUGACGCUGCUGAUCCGCAAGCCGGGGCCCUUCGACGGCGGCACCUACACCUGCAGGGCUGUCAACGAGCUGGGCGAGGCCCUGACCGAGUGCCGCCUCGAAAUUCGGGUGCCCCAGUGAUGGUGACAAAAAAUGAGCCACGGGCCCAUGGUGGUGAGGAAGAAGAGUGUGUGGGUGACGAAGGCCCCAUGAGCCCCAAUAAAAAUAAAGAAUCUGAGCAAUCCCCCAGAGUCUUUGUGCUUCAUUUUGGGGAGGGGGCACCUGAGGAAUCGGGGAGCGCUUUU
Molecule: messenger RNA, 1004 nt
Organism: Zonotrichia leucophrys gambelii
Lineage: Eukaryota; Metazoa; Chordata; Aves; Passeriformes; Passerellidae
Product: myosin-binding protein C, fast-type-like
Exons: 8
Coding region: 1-840 (279 amino acids)
Molecular function (GO): protein binding; protein kinase activity
Source: RefSeq, a predicted model, not a curated record